UUUUUUUUAACAAAGACAUGAUCUAUUUAAAUUUUAUGUUUCACUUUUGAAAUUAAAAAAAAAAAGAAAAAUAGAAUACUUAGUAUAAGUAUAAUCAAUAUCAUCUAUCAAUAAUUUCCCAAACAGAAAAUACCUUCCAAUAAUAAAUAAGUAUUAUUAUUAUUAAAUUUCAAUUAAGACAAAAUAGAAACAAAUGUAAAGCAAGUAAAGGCAGUCUUUGGUCUUUGGAGUCUUCAUUGGGUAUAUAUAUAUAUAGGCUAAGCCUUAGGCUGUAGCUCCUGUGGCGGCGCACUGCUCGCUUACACAGCAAACCAAACGCAAAUACCAUAUACAAUGUAAUAUUAUCAACACAGCACAUACACACAUAUUACAUAUAACACCCUUUUUCACCAUCACCCUAUUCCUUUAUAUAUAUCUACUUUUUUUCUUUUCUCUCUCCAACAAACACCCAUUCUGGGAUUUUCAGUAAAGAGGGAGCAGAACAGAGAAAACCCAAUAAACCUCUCUUUCUCAUACUCCUUUUCCAUUUUUGUUUCUGGGUUUUUUCAGCAAAGAGGUGAAGAAAGAAGCAAACUUUGAUUUCUGGGUUUUUGAGUUAAAAAGAGUAGUAAUAGUAGUAGUGAUUAAGUUAUCUCUGGUUAUUUUUUUUCUUAUAUGGCUGUUCUGGGACAGAGCCAAUAUGUAAUAGGUCCUAUGACUUUGAGUAGGACAGAGUCGUUUGGUUCAGGGUACUACAACUACUUAGAUCAAAGCAAUAAUAAUAGUAGUAGUAAUUACUACUAUACCAACUUGAAUGGUAACUCUACAAUGAUAGAAAAAAGGCAAGUUUUUCUAAGAAGCUAUCAGUUUUGCAGAAAAAAGAGCUUGAGUGAAAGGAUCAAAAGGUCUUUGGUAAGAGUAAAAAGGGUCAUAUGGCUAAGGCUCAAAUCUGCUCGUAGAUUCAGAAAGUUGGCUUGUUUUAGAUUCAGAUGUGGCUUUUCUUACAGGAGAAGAAGAUUUGUUCGUCUCUUAAACAACAACAACAACAACCACAUCAAGUGCAAUAACAGUAAUUCCCACUGCUUCUGGUAGAUUAAUUUUAUGCAAUUUAAUUUAAUUUAAAUACCAAAUAUAAGUGGGGUUCAUUUCAUCUAUAUUCUUGUAAAAUCAGUCUAUUAGACUCAUACCCCACCAACCAAAAAAAAAAAAAAAAAAAAACUGUGUGAUUUGCUACAGUUGUAUGAUAUUGAUAUUUACAAAUGAUGUUGUUUUAUUACAAUUGACUUAAAAUUCUUUUCU
This is a messenger RNA of Cannabis sativa, 1278 nucleotides long. RefSeq lists its product as uncharacterized. Lineage: Eukaryota; Viridiplantae; Streptophyta; Magnoliopsida; Rosales; Cannabaceae. Bases 655 to 1071 code for a protein of 138 amino acids. The record is from RefSeq and is a predicted model, not a curated record. The transcript has a single exon.